UUAACUCAACAUUUGUGUUUUUAAUUCGCCCGGCGGCUCUUUCGGAUAGCCGGUGACACUUCGACGACGUUUAACCUUGAAGCGAGUUCAUGUAAGUCGCCUUUUUAACUCUCUGAACCCUGAAUCAGUGGAUUGACCCUCGACAUGGAUAUUAGCUAGCUUAGCUAGUCACCAAGAAACCGAAAUAACGGCGCGACAGAGGGUUUGUCUUACAGUUUUAUCGCUUUUAAACUCGUUUAUGUACCUGGAGCCUAGCUCACUGAGGCAAAUAUUGGCCUUGGGUGUUGCCAAAGAAAGACUAAAGUUCGGAAGAAGUAGUUAGCAGUUUUAAGUACGAGAAGAAAAGAGGUGGGAGAUGUUGACUAACGCCAACAGUCCGCCGAAGUUUCCAAACCAACAGCAGCAACAACAACAGCAAAAUCCACCUCAGUUCAUGCUGGGAAAAGGAUCGCUUCAGAUCAAGAAAAAUGCCAUUACCGACGACUACAAGAUCACUAACCAGGUGCUGGGACUGGGCAUCAAUGGCAGAGUGCUAGAGAUCUUUUACAAGAGGAGUGGAGAGAAGCUCGCUUUAAAGAUGCUUCAUGACUGCCCAAAAGCUAGACGAGAGGUGGAACUGCACUGGCGGGCCUCGUCCUGUACCCAUAUCGUCAAAAUUGUUGACGUCUAUGAAAAUCUCUACCAAAACAGGAAGUGCCUUCUUAUUGUAAUGGAGUGUAUGGACGGAGGUGAGCUCUUCAGUCGGAUCCAGGAUAGAGGGGACCAGGCAUUCACUGAGAGAGAGGCUUCUGAUAUUAUGAAGAGCAUAGGAGAGGCCAUUCAGUAUUUACAUGCGAUAAACAUCGCACACAGAGACGUUAAGCCAGAGAACCUUUUAUAUACCUCUAAAAGGCCAAACGCCCUUCUCAAACUGACAGACUUCGGAUUUGCAAAGGAGACCACCACACACAACUCUCUGGCCACCCCCUGCUAUACUCCUUAUUAUGUUGCCCCAGAGGUGCUUGGUCCAGAAAAGUAUGACAAGUCCUGUGACAUGUGGUCUUUGGGUGUCAUCAUGUAUAUUCUACUCUGCGGUUACCCUCCUUUCUAUUCGAAUCAUGGAUUGGCAAUAUCUCCUGGUAUGAAGAAACGAAUCCGAAUGGGACAGUAUGAGUUUCCAAAUCCUGAGUGGUCGGAAGUGUCAGAGGAAGCCAAGCAGCUUAUCAGAACAUUACUGAAAACGGAGCCAACACAGAGGAUGACCAUAACAGAGUUUAUGAACCACCCUUGGAUCAAUCAAUCAAUGGAGGUUCCACAGACACCCCUACACACCAGCCGUGUUUUGAAAGAAGAGAAAGACACAUGGGAAGAUGUCAAGGAGGAAAUGACUAGUGCCUUGGCAACAAUGAGAGUCGACUAUGAGCAAAUCAAAAUCAAGAGGAUUGAAGACUCGACCAAUCCGCUGCUGAUAAAGAGGAGAAAGAAAACCACCGUAGCUCCUGAAAACGAGACUCCUGCUUGUUAAGGACACAUUCGCACACGCACACACACAAUUUGUGUUGAAAAGUUCAGUUUAAGGAAGCAAUAACUCGGUGGAGUUUAAAUUAGUUUAUUUUUUAAUAUUUCCUUUUAAUCACUCAGUCUCUGUAAUUAAUACAUCACUUUGCUACCAAAAGAAAGGGGCUGUACAGUUCUCAUACAAGUCUGUACAUUUUGUGAAGCAGCCAACAUCCACUAAUUUGCUCCUUAAAAAUGUUCACGUACUGUUUUUCACAUGGUGUUCAAUGGGUAAUCAGAAGUUGUUAUCCGUCUUUUCUAUUUUAUUUUAUUUUUCUGUCCUUUUGUUUUAAUCAUAAGCCAUUGGUACAUGAGUUCAUAAGUGUCACACACACCACUGUUUGUUUUAAUGUCCCAUUUUCAGCUACUGGGCAGCUUGUAUAGUAAGUUUCCCGGUAGUAGAAUGGUGGUUUGGUUUCCUUUAUUGUGGUCAAGUUCUAAGGAGUGUACAUGUAAUGCCAUCUUGCUGUUCGUUCUUCAUUACAUUAGCUUUUCUGCACUUCAAUGCUCUUGAAGAAAGUCUAGUUCCAAUAGACACUGUCAGUACAGUGUCUGGAUGAAAGUGUAUUUUUUAAUGACUCUGAAUGUAGACGCGCUCUGUUCUUUACUGUCUGUCAGUAUUGUUCUGGGUCCUGUCAAGUAAAAAAAAAAAGAUAAUUUUUGAGCUUUAGAUCCAGUUAGCCUUACUUGGUCAUCAGAAAAAGAAAGAAAAUCAUUUUGCCCUGAUUUCACAUUGGCAUUUGAUCAGGCUUAUCAUGGAAAGUCAGUCCAGCGAAUUGUUUUUGGCUUAGUUCAUGCUCGAUGAUAUGCUUAUUGCACACGGUUUUGAGUGCACAAUGAUUUGCCUUGAAUGGAUUCUAUGCAUAUUUGUUUCCAGCUAGAUUUUCAUCAGAGAUUUUUAAAGAAUGUUAGCCCUUACUCUGGCAUUUUAAAAUCCAGAUACCUAGUGAAAUAAUCAGUAGAUAUAGCCACCACAGUAGGCGAAGCCCGUUUGUAUUUUUUUAAGUGUAUAAUGAAUGAUGAAUUGGGCUGUCUGUGUAGGUGAUGGUUGUUCAUCUGUAUCUUCACAAUGCCAGUGUAUAUUUGUUAGUGUUGUCCGUUUUCCAUGCCUACCAUGCAGUAAGUGUUUGAAUAGGAGCUGCUUAUAGGUACCAGGUGUUUGAUAAAGGAACAAAGAAAUGCCCCCUUUGACUUGAUUCUUCGAGUUCUGGAAAUGUUUAGGGGAUACAGGGAAUCCUACGCAUCCAACGUACUGAUUUUAGCUGCACUGAUAGAUGUAUGCUGAAAGGUUUGUUUUAUUUUUUCUAUAUAGUCUUUUUUUAAAACUGUAUAUUCAUAUUUGUUGUGUGAUUGACUCUUUUUAAUAAUGAUUUUAAUUCCCACAAUCUUGAACAUGCAAAGUCAGUAUACUCCCAAAUGACUUCAGUGCCCUUGCACACAAUGCAUCUUUCUGUCUGCAGUUUCUUUGUAAUUGUCACUUUGUAGGAGCUUCCCCUUCCUUCAUGCAUUUGUUUCUCGAAGCAAGACUACAGUAUCAGCCAAGUUGAAAAACAGACUUGAAUUCCCACAUUUAAUACUAACAGGGAAAGGCAGGUGUAUGUUCUGUUUUUAAUGUUUAACUGCUGUACCUAUGUCUUGGUUUGCUUCAACUUUGGAUUAAAACACCAAAAAGCCCAAA
Messenger RNA from Danio rerio (zebrafish), 3214 nucleotides. RefSeq names its product MAPK activated protein kinase 2a (gene mapkapk2a). NCBI's taxonomy places the organism in Eukaryota, Metazoa, Chordata, Actinopteri, Cypriniformes, Danionidae. Gene Ontology annotation, molecular function: nucleotide binding; protein serine/threonine kinase activity; transferase activity. The record is from RefSeq and is marked provisional.